Dendronephthya gigantea is the source of this 1178-nucleotide messenger RNA. RefSeq lists its product as uncharacterized. The record is from RefSeq and is a predicted model, not a curated record. The transcript is spliced from 9 exons. NCBI's taxonomy places the organism in Eukaryota, Metazoa, Cnidaria, Anthozoa, Malacalcyonacea, Nephtheidae. Bases 57 to 1106 code for a protein of 349 amino acids. Gene Ontology annotation, molecular function: S-adenosylmethionine-dependent methyltransferase activity.
CCAGGGGGGGAGUGUAUAAAUAUUCCAGUUUUAUUAUCAGUUAACUGUGGUACUUCAUGUAUCAAGUGAUAUCUCAAUCCAGAAUGGAUGACCAGACAAGUACCAGUGCCACUCUCAGUAUUGCCAAGCAACAGUUUGUCUCGCUGUUAUCCAGCUUGCCACCAGCUGAAAGCAAGGAUUUUCUAGAUUGGAUAAUCGAACAACACUCUUUGCUAAGGAGCGAUGAAACAAUGCCACAUGAUUCCCAUAAAAAUUGUUUAUCCAAUGCAUAUCAACAUUGUGUAUCUGGAGAGGAAACAUUGCAGGCCAUUAUUGAAGAUCUCCGUGGAAGAUUACCUCUGAGUGGUAUCUGUAGUUCAGAAACCAUGUUUAAGCCAGAAAUCGGUCAGAACUCAGACUGUAAUCCAGCCACAACAGCAGUGAUUGAUUCAUUUCUAUAUGAUGAUGAUGAUAUUGACCUGCUAUGUGCAAACAAUCAGUUCAGUAGAAAUUAUUGUAGAGAAUGUGGAUCACACAAUACAAAUCCUUUAACAUUAAUUUCUCAUUCCAUGUCCACUAUACAAAUGAAAUACAUCUUCAAAACAGUGCUACCAAGAUUAUCAGCAGAUUAUACCAAUGCAACAAUAAUAGACAUUGGCUCAAGAUUAGGCGCUGUACUCUAUUAUGCUUAUUAUUUUAGCAAAUUCAAGAGAAUUGUUGGAAUUGAAAUGAACACAGAACUUUGCCAAAUCCAAAAUGAAGUCAUUCAAAAAUAUGGACUUGGAAACCGUAUUGAGACUGUUUGUAGCGAUGUGUGUAAUGUUGGUGAACUUUUGCAUCAAGCGGAUGUAAUUUUGUUGAACAAUACCUUUGAGUUCUUUCUACAAAGAAGUGUCCAGAUAAGCACUUGGAAAAACAUAAGACAAAAUAUUUGUAAGCCAGGAUGUUUAUUGAUUGCUGUCCCAAGCUUGGAGGAAUCAAUAUGUAUAGGAGAUGGAAGACAGCCAAUAUUGGACCUACAAAGUUGGGUUAUUCCACUAAAUGUGGAUGCAGGUGAACUGGCAAUAGAUUAUUCAGUAGAUGAUAUUGAUGAACUCAAUGGAAUACAUUUUUACAAAGUAAAAUAAACAUUCAUGGGAUUGAAAACAAUAUUUUUUUCUGGAGGAACAUUUUUUACAAUGGCCAAAAAAAUAAAUAAC